Arabidopsis arenosa is the source of this 693-nucleotide messenger RNA. The record is from the annotation of a GenBank genome assembly. Lineage: Eukaryota; Viridiplantae; Streptophyta; Magnoliopsida; Brassicales; Brassicaceae.
AAAAGUAAUUUUCAAAACGAGAAAAUGGAAAACAAGUUGGUUUUUGGAGUCCUUUGUCUAUGCCUUGUGAUACAAGCCACCAGCGGCGAGGAGGACAACCCUCUGAUAAACCAUUAUGCUGAUUACGAAACAAUCCAUCCCAGCGAAUACUACAGCUCCGAUUUCGAACUCAAAGACGGAACCAAUGUGAUAUUCGAAGCCAUCAAUGAAUUGAAAGGGAUCAAGAAACCAAAAGCAGGUUUCAUGUGCAACUAUGGCCAAAAACAAUGGACAAGGUCUCUUCCGGGAGACGUUUUCUACGCCAAGUUCUUCUUUUACCGGGUUAAUCCACACGCAAAGGUCGUUCAACAUUGCCAUUUCCGAUCGAAUUUGGGCUAUGUUGACGCAUAUAUCAAGAUAACCCCAACGCUCGGACGAUCAUGUCCCGGUUAUAGAUGCAUUUUAGCAAUUAGACGUGAAGGUCUCUUGAUGAAAGACACUAACGAACUCUUUCCUUGGACACCUUGGCCUCGCCGCCACAUUCAACCUAAGUUGCCUAAGAUCACCAAUUGAUUCUUCUGAAUUGUAUAUUAUGGGAGGGUGUAUACAUAUCUCUUCUUCCUUUUUUUUUGUGUGAUAUACAAUACAUACAUUGUUUAGUUCAGAAAACAUUAAUCAAAAUUUAAGAAUUGCAAAUGAAAUGAUUUUUUCCAU